AUGCUUCUGUUUCUUUCUUUCUGUAUAAGUCUGUUCAUAUCUAUCUAUCUAUCUAUCUAUCUAUCUAUCUAUCUAUCUAUCUAUUCUUCCUCUCUCUUUCUUUUCUUAAUUCCUUUCUUCCUUCUUUCUUUCUUUCCUUCUUUCAUUGCUUCCUUCCUUCUUUCCUUCCUUCUAUUCUUUCCUUCCUUCCUUCCUUCCUUCCUUCUUUAUUUUUCUUCCUUCUUACCUUCCUUUCUUCCUUCCUUCCUUCUUUCCUCUUUCCUUCCUUCCUUCCUUCCUUCCUCUUUCCUUCCUUCCUUCCUCCUUCAGUCCGUCCUCUUUCCUUCCAUUCCUUCCUUCCAUUCCUUCCUUCCUUCCUUCCACUCUUUCUUUCCUGCCUUUCUUCCUACCUUCCUUUCUUCCCUCCUUCCUUCCUUCUUUCCUUCCUUCCUUCCUUCUAUCCUUCCUUCCUUCUAUUCUUCCAUUCUUUUCUUCCAUUCCUUCCUUCCUUCCUUCUUCCUUCCUUCAGUCCUUCCUCUCUCUUUCUUUUCUUCAUUUCUUUCCUUCCUUCCUUCCUUCCUUCCUUCCUUCCUUCCUUCCUUCCAUUCUUUCCUUCCUUCCUUCAAUCCUUCCUCCCUUCCUUGUUUCUUUUGUUUUUAUUCUGCUUUUUCUCUCAUUUUAUUCUUCCCGUCCGUUUUUACUUCUGUUCGUCUCUCUGAGGAAUGUCUCCCUCAAACAUUUCCCUCCCUCCACUUAUUUCCUAUUCUUUCUCCCUGUCUCUCUCUCUCUCUCUCUCUCUCUCUCUCUCUCUCUCUCUCUGUGUUCUUUCUUUCCUCUUCACAACCAUUUUUUUCUUUCUUAACUAACUCUCCAUAG
This is a messenger RNA of Acanthosepion pharaonis, 855 nucleotides long. The record is from the annotation of a GenBank genome assembly. NCBI's taxonomy places the organism in Eukaryota, Metazoa, Mollusca, Cephalopoda, Sepiida, Sepiidae.